Molecule: messenger RNA, 288 nt
Organism: Phascolarctos cinereus (koala)
Lineage: Eukaryota; Metazoa; Chordata; Mammalia; Diprotodontia; Phascolarctidae
Product: small ubiquitin-related modifier 2-like
Molecular function (GO): protein binding
Source: RefSeq, a predicted model, not a curated record
AUGACCAACGAAAAGCCAAAGGAAGGAGUCAAGACCGAAAACAAUGACCACAUUAAUUUGAAGGUGGCAGGGCAAGAUAGCUUGGUGGUGCAAUUUAAGAUUAAGAGGCACACACCACUUAGUAAACUAAUGAAAGCCUGCUGUGAACAACAGAAUUUGUCAAUGAGGCAGAUCAGAUUCCUAUUUGAUGGGCAACCAACCAAUGAAACAGACACACCUGCACAGUUGGAAAUGGAGGAUGAAGUUACAAUUGAUGUAUUCCAACAGCAGACAGGAGAUACAUACUAA